Molecule: messenger RNA, 1377 nt
Organism: Acanthopagrus latus (yellowfin seabream)
Lineage: Eukaryota; Metazoa; Chordata; Actinopteri; Spariformes; Sparidae
Gene: aip
Product: aryl hydrocarbon receptor interacting protein
Exons: 7
Coding region: 59-1078 (339 amino acids)
Molecular function (GO): peptidyl-prolyl cis-trans isomerase activity; protein binding
Source: RefSeq, a predicted model, not a curated record
CGAAACGACCGGCCUCGGCAAACAUCGUCAUUUGUCGUGAGCUCAUACUCAGUCAAGGAUGGAGGAAGAGGCUCGCAAGCUCCUCGAAGAAGGAAUACUAAAGAAACUGCUCAGUCCUGGUAAUGAAGAGUUAUCGGACUUCCCCAAUGGAACCAAGGUGGUCUUCCAUUACCGCACCAGCCUAUGUGAUGGCACAGUACUGGAUGACUCCAGGACCAUGGGGGGCCACGGCAAACCCAUGGAGCUCAUCUUGGGCAAGAAGUUUAAACUACCUGUGUGGGAAAGAGUUGUCAUCACCAUGAGAAGAGGCGAAGUUUCUGAAUUUACUUGUGACACUAAGCACACAUCACUGUACCCGCUCGUGUCCCAGUCCCUGAGAAACAUAAGUGCUGGCAAGGAUCCACUGGAAGGCCAAAGGCACUGCUGUGGCAUUGCCCAGAUCCACUCCCACCACUCUCUAGGGCACAAAGACCUGGAUGAGCUUCAGGCCAAUCCACAGCCUCUUGUCUUCACAAUUGAACUCCUGGAGGUACUGCGUCCAGGAUCGUUCCAGCUUGAUGUGUGGGCUAUGACAGAUGAAGAGAAACUAAGACUUGUGCCUGAGAUCCACGAGGAGGGCAACCUGCUUUUCAAACAGGGCAAAAUUUCAGAGGCCACAGAGAAGUACUACAAUGGUGUCGCCUGCCUCAAAAAUCUACAGAUGAAGGAGCAGCCUGGAGAUGAAGCAUGGAUAAAGUUGGACCAUAUGAUCACACCAUUGCUCCUCAACUACUGCCAGUGCAAGCUUCUCCAGGGCCAGUACUAUGAAGUCAUCGAACACUGCACGUCCCUGCUCUUCAAAUAUGAGAACAAUGUGAAGGCCUACUACAAGCGGGCUAAGGCCCACGCUGCAGUGUGGAAUGAGAGGGAGGCACGGGCGGACUUUGCGAAGGUGUUGGCUCUGGACCCCUCCCUGGAGAUGUCUGUUGCCAAGGAACUGAGGAUCAUGGAGGAGAAGAUUCGGGUUAAAGAAAAGGAAGAAAAGGGUCGCUACAAAGGCCUAUUCAGCACACCGCCUGCCACUGCCACUACCGGUUGAAUCUCUCACUGGGUUGAAACAAUUAGAGGAUGCCUAUGAAUUUCAAGAUGGAGGAGAAAACAUAGACACUGCUGGUGUUUCAGUCUUUAUCCAUGCUCCCAAGCCAAACACUCUGCCCUCCACGGUACACGCAGAAACAUCUCACACAUUGUCAGGUCAAACAGACAAACGCACCCACAAGCCAUCCAAGGUGCUUUUUUAAUUCCUGCCUUAUUGCAAACCCCCCUCUCUAAAGGUGACAUUCAGUAUAAGUCCAGGAUCCUAUAGAGAACUUAUCUGUCCUGACUAGAAGCACCAUU